UGGUAACUAACAAUUCCAUUUCUAAACAUGUCUCGACAGCUACCCGAUUUGAAUUCGGAUAACGAAAAGGAUCCAGAUGACACGAAUGAUAUUAACCUUCCAGUCUCGGAAAUGUCUAUGAAAUCACCUAAUGAAAUUCUCUCCCUAGAAGACAUAGCGAAUGGUGUACUGGCUAGAUUGUUUGACGACGACCCAGACUUUCCACCAAACCUAACCUCACGAGAAAGUCCAAUCCGCAAAAGGGCCCUUUUCACUCAAGAUUUAGAUUCGAGUUUAGGAUGCGUCUAUCCAAAAACUCCAAUUAACAGAUCGCCACGUAUGGGUCGACAGCUAUUUAUACCAUCCUCCUCUGGUCAAACAAGUCCCAUUAAAUACAGGCAUAAGUCUCCGACGAGUCGUGCACAUUCGCCACAUCCGUCACUAACCAAAGAUGGCAUCGUCAACUGGAAUGCCAACGAUCCCAUACGAAAAACUCGAUCAAUCGCGCUACCUGCAAUAAUAAAUACUUCUUGGCCGAGAACCGGAGGAACGGCUUCUACUCCUGAUUUAAAAGUCGAUCAUCAUGGAGUCAUUAUAGACACUGUACCACAAAAUACGGAAAGAGAUAGUAUUCGGAGGAUCCUUUUGACACGUUCCGUGUGCUACUACAACUUCCGGCUUGUUCAUGAUAUUCUCAACAGUAUUGUCCUGAUUGCAGGUCUUGUUUAUUUGGUAGCGGCAAUCGCAUUGGCAGUGCACAAAAGUACUGUUCUGAUAAUAUUGGAUUUUAUCAUUUAUCAAUCAUCGUUAAUGUCUCUAUUCUUUGUUGCUGUGUCACUUUUGAUUUUGUCACUGAGUGGUCUGUGUUUGUUGCAAAAAGGACCAAGAAAAACUGUAGCACACGCAGCAUCCUGUUUUGCAUUAGCGGUUGUCUUGGUGACCUUAGCAUUCGUGCAGGCAAAUUUACAAAUGAAAAUUUUGAUCAAUGCUAAGGAUCAUAUGUUAUCCAAUAUUCAGGUCGAACCGGAAAUCGCCAUUGAAAAUGUUUGGAAUUAUUUUCAGCAGUCAUUUAAGUGUUGUGGAGUUCGUGGAUAUUUGGAUUGGUGUCAGAAGGUGAAUCCCAAUCUUGAAAUGACGUUUAACACUGCUGAAGAUUUCUUAGGUUCCUUCACUUGCAAACUUCCUGAAUCAUGCUGCGAGGAUGACAGGACACAGAUGAUAAUACCAAUGAAAUUUAGAUAUACCUCUUGCGUGGAUUUACCGACACCGUGGAAUAUCCAUAGAGUGGGAUGUCUAUUUCCUGUUAAAACAGAAAUAUCCUAUUUGGGGAAACUUUAUAGAAUUAUAAAUUACAGCGUUUCCGCUGUCCUGCUAUUAACCACAAUUACUGGAAUGAUACUAUUUGUCCACCUUUGAAACUGAUUAUACAUACAAUAAACUGUCAUGUUCAACAAUAAAUCACAAAUGACUUUCUAACUAGCGUGUAAUAAUUUUUCAACAACUUUUUUGACGUAUCAGAUACAUACACCAUACAAAUUUUACCAAAAGAUUCGAAGUAUCGUAAAAUAUGGAAAGCCUACGGUGUCGCCCACAACGUUGCCAACGUUAAAAGAAGAAAAAGGCCAGAUAAUAAUAAUUCUAAUUACACGAAAUUCUUAACGUCAUCCGAUAGGCUAAUGCUAAUUUACCGAACACCGUAAAACCUAAUAGAACGAUCAAACUACAAUUUCCAUAUUGCUAUGCCAUAUACCGGGA
Molecule: messenger RNA, 1734 nt
Organism: Cephus cinctus (wheat stem sawfly)
Lineage: Eukaryota; Metazoa; Arthropoda; Insecta; Hymenoptera; Cephidae
Exons: 10
Coding region: 28-1395 (455 amino acids)
Cellular component (GO): membrane
Source: RefSeq, a predicted model, not a curated record